AUGGUCGCCGAACCAUCGCGACCUCUCCUACUUCCGACAAACCGAAAGAUUCGACAUCUCCAAGGCAUAUACUUUCGAAAUCUUGCCCUCACACGGCCGCGCGGCCAUACAAUUGACGAUGCCGCCAUCAACAAGACCCCCCAAAAGCUGCAAGCUCUCCGGGAACCUGCCCUUCAUCAUGCGGCCUCCUCAGGAAGUCUGCGACGGCCACCCAAGCCGCGCCGAAGCAGCUCGAAUUGGGUAGGUGCGAGCCCCGGGUCGCGCCAGAAAACACUGGAAGAUGUUAUAGACAGUCGGAUGGCCGAUACGUUCUUCACCCUGCAUUGUUCCGGGCAGGAGGAUCCAAUAUAUAUCAGCGAGGUGAUCGAAAAGGCUAUGAAUCCGACCUUUCGAUCCUUUGAUUUGUCAGUUUUGGGACCCUCGACUACGAGGCAGGAUACAGUGAUAGUGCGGAUUUGGGUAAAACGGCAGGAUUUCGUGCUCUUACUCGAAGAAGAGGUCAAUCUUUCGACGUUACAAUUUAUCGGGACGCUGGAAAAUCACCCUUUCAAAGAAAACACCAUUGUGUUCCAAUUGGUAGAUGGCAUUUAUACUAUGGAUAUGGCAUCGAAGCCACCAAAACCGAAACCUGCGCCAGAAGUCCCAACUAGUUCAUACAGUGCUCUUAUGAGGCUUCUGAACUUGGAUGAAUCGAUACAAGAUGCUCUUGCUACGAGAGAGGAGCUGUUGAACCAGAUUAAUGCGGUUCUAAAGGACAGGCCAAAUGACGAAUCGCCCCAAGCGAGAGAGGAAGCAAGUUUGGCAAACAAAUAUCUUAAUGCAGAACGGAAAUUGCUUAAACAGUCAAUUCGAAAGCGUAACGAAUUAUCCACCUCGAUUAUAGCGCGGAGAAAUGCUAUCAAAUCUGGAGAAGAGAUACAAGCACGAGCUCUAAUGGAUAUCAAUAAUGCCCAAGAGAAACUCAGCGAGUGCCGGAUUAUGGUUGGCAAUACUACCACCGACAUUCACCAGCAACGGCGGCGGAUAUGCGAGGAACUUCUCAACAUAUUUCCUAUUGAACCGACCACUUCACCUCUUCUAUUUACCAUCUGCGGAAUUCCUUUGCCAAAUUCGCAAUUCGAUGAUGCAGACGAAGAUCACGUUUCCGCAGCGUUAGGCUACGUUGCACGAAUAGUCGACAUGUUACAGUACUACCUCAAUGUGCCACUACCAUAUCCGAUCACCGCCUACGGCUCUCGAUCCAUAAUCAAAGACUUCAUCUCCAUUCUCCAAGAUAACCAGCGCACAUUUCCGUUGUACAGUAAACACACUCUACGCUUCCGCUUCGAAUACGGCGUUUUUCUUCUCAAUAAAAACAUUGAACGACUAGCUGAAUCUCAAGGUCUGAAGGUUCUGGAUAUCCGACAGACCUUACCGAAUCUCAAGUACCUCCUCUACGUCUGUAGCGCAGGUACUAGCGAUCUCCCCACCAGAAAAGCUGGUGGCGUGAAAGGUUUGCUGUCGGUGGGCAAGAGUUGGGAUCAGGGGAGUGCUAGUAGUAGGAGAGGUAGUGGUGACAGCGGCGUGGGUAAUGGGGUGGGGGAUCAAGUACGCCUGGCGUUGGAAAGUGCGGGGGUGGAGAAGAGGAAGGGCGGAGGAGGCUUAGGGGCGGCGUUGGGGUUGAAGGGGAUGGGUAAUGGUAAUGGGGGUGGGGGCGGUGGAGGUGCCGUGGGUGGGAUGUUUGGGGGUGCUGAGAGUGGGUUGGGUGGGGUGGAGGUGAGGAGUUUGAGGACUAGUGGGUUGAGGGAGAAUGUUAUUAGAUAG
This is a messenger RNA of Glarea lozoyensis ATCC 20868, 1803 nucleotides long. RefSeq lists its product as uncharacterized. Bases 1 to 1803 code for a protein of 600 amino acids. Gene Ontology annotation, cellular component: lytic vacuole; endosome. The record is from RefSeq and is a predicted model, not a curated record. Gene Ontology annotation, molecular function: SNARE binding. Lineage: Eukaryota; Fungi; Ascomycota; Leotiomycetes; Helotiales; Helotiaceae. Gene Ontology annotation, biological process: SNARE complex assembly. The transcript has a single exon.